CUAAUGCGUAUGAGACUACCUCCGUGCAAGCAUACUGAAUUGAGGAAGGGUCUCUGGUGGUCUCUGGUGGUCGUUUUGAAGUAUAGACCUUCACUCAGUUCACAACUCCCGGUUUGGAUUGCGAUUUGGUACGCAGACUUGUUUAUCUUGUCUGUGCAAGCAGGGCCUGUUAUUCACAACUCGCACAGACCUUCUUAUCUUGUGUUUACAAAGUUGACGCAAAGGGGGCGUGUUCCUUGUUUGCUGACUAAAUGUCUUAAGUCUUUGGUAUAAGGAGGAGAGCCAGGGUCUUCCCAGAAGGGAUUGAAGGGGAGAAUGUAAGUGGGGCUGCCUGGUGCUCGCCAUCCCUGUCGGCUUGCAGCUGGAACAGUUUGCCCAAAAGAUGGCCAGAAUGCCGUGCUGGGGCAGCCUGCUCUCUGGCUUGAAGACUGUUUCACGCAAAAAGCGAGUCCCAGCCACCUUGGAGGGCUCCAGCUGUCGCCGCCACCUCUCCACUGGGGACCUUGUCGCCUUGGGAUUGGGCAGCACGCUGGGGGCUGGCAUCUACAUCAUGACAGGGCAAGUGGCUAAGAGCAUCUCUGGCCCAAGCAUCGUCCUUUCUUUCCUGAUUGCAGCCUUGGUGUCUGCUCUGGCCGGGCUGUGCUACGCCGAAUUCGGGACCCGCGUGCCCCUGGCCAGGUCCGCCUAUCUCUACAGCUACGUGACAAUGGGCGAGCUGUGGGCCUUCAUCUCUGGGUGGAAUCUGGUGCUGUCCUAUGCCAUCGGUACCAGCAGUGUUGCAAAGGUCUGGAGCGCUAACUUUGACCAUCUCCUCAACGGGCAGAUCUGGAGGAUUUUCGGUGCUGAAACAUCUACGAGUUUUGUGGGGCUCACAGAAUACCUGAAUGUCUUUGCUGCUGUCCUGGUGAUCCUGCUGACAGGGAUUCUUUGCUUUGGAGUGAAAGAGUCCGCCACAGUCAACAAAGUCCUAACAGCUGUCAACUUGCUUGUCCUGCUCUUCGUCACAGUGAGUGGCUUCAUCAAAGGUGACUUGAGCAACUGGCAGCUCAGGGAGGAUGAACUGCCACAGGCAGCUGCCCACGAGACUGGGAACCAGUCCGUGGCCGACGUGACCAGUGCCUUUGGGGUGGGAGGCUUCAUGCCCUAUGGUUUCACUGGGACCUUGGCUGGCGCCUCUAUCUGUUUCUAUGCAUUUAUUGGAUUUAGCAACAUCACUACCACAGGGGCAGACGUGAGGGACCCACAGAGAUCUUUCCCCCUCAGCAUCAUCCUCUCCCUCCUCAUCUGCUUCCUCAUGUACUUUGGGGUGUCUGCUGCCCUCACCCUGAUGAUGCCCUACUACCUUGUGGAGGCCAUGAGCCCACUUCCACUGGCUUUUGAAUACGUUGGCUGGAUCAAUGCACAGUGUGCUGUGGCUGCGGGGUCACUGUGCACCCUGACAAGCAGCCUCCUGGGUUCCUUGUUCCGCAUACCAUGGAUCCUGUAUUCAAUGGCUCAAGACGGACUUUUCUUCAAACCUCUGGCCAAAGUUAAUAGCCGUCAGUGCCCAGUGGUGGCAACGUUGGUGUCUGGAGGAAUUGCAGCUCUCCUGGCCCUUCUCUUUGACUUGAAAGUCCUGAUUGACAUUAUGUGCAUUGCCACGCUGAUGACCUACUCGCUGGUGGCUGUCUGCGUGCUGCUGCUCAGAUAUCGGCCCCCCAGCACUCAGGACACUGGUGCAGGGCAGGACCAGGAUGUGCAGAUCUGGUGGCACCGUGUUGUGUGGCCGCCUGUGCAUCCCACCUCAGAGUCCUUCGCUGUGGUGGCCUGGGCUGUGGCAGCCGUAGCCGCCCUGGCCGUCGCCGUGAGCUGUGUGAGCAUCGCUGGGCUGCCCUGCCUCCAGGCUGGGGGUGCUUGGUGCGUCGCUGCUCUGGCUCUGCCUCUCCUGGGGAUCGUGGUGGCAGCUCUGCUCAUCUGGAGGCAACCUCAGAGCCAGGAGAGAGCAUCCUUCAUGGUUCCCUGCCUGCCCUUCCUGCCGCUCCUCAGCAUCACCAUCAACUGUGUCCUGAUGGCCUGGCUCCGUGCGGGCGCCUGGAUGUGGUACCUGAUCUGGAUGGCCAUCGGUUUCCUGAUUUACUUUGGCUACGGGAUCCGGCACAGCACCGAGAACCACCAGCCAGAAGGGGCAGAACACCAGGAGCUGUGAACAAGCACGGCCGAGGUGCCCCCAGGGCACUGAGGGACUGUGCGGUGCCCGUCUGCUCCAGGGCAAUAAAGGAGAGAGGCUGGUCCCCGAGUGCCCGGCUCCCUCCAGCCUGUGCCUGCGGGGCAAAGAGGCCCCCGGGGCUGAAGGUCCCAUCCCACGGAGGGGCACAGCCCUCACACAAGUCUGGGAGCUGUUCUCUCUGGAGUCUGGGGAACCUCCCUGAGCAACGUGAAUCCUCGUGGCAAGCCCCCGCUGAAAGACUGUUGUUUGGAGAGGAUAAAGCAGACAAAUGGUUUUGCCGCUGUUA
Messenger RNA from Tyto alba (common barn owl), 2492 nucleotides. Its product is annotated as cationic amino acid transporter 2-like. The record is from RefSeq and is a predicted model, not a curated record. Gene Ontology annotation, biological process: transmembrane transport; amino acid transport. Bases 383 to 2185 code for a protein of 600 amino acids. Gene Ontology annotation, cellular component: plasma membrane. Gene Ontology annotation, molecular function: amino acid transmembrane transporter activity. The transcript has 12 exons. Lineage: Eukaryota; Metazoa; Chordata; Aves; Strigiformes; Tytonidae.